Messenger RNA from Klebsormidium nitens, 4035 nucleotides. NCBI's taxonomy places the organism in Eukaryota, Viridiplantae, Streptophyta, Klebsormidiophyceae, Klebsormidiales, Klebsormidiaceae. The record is from the annotation of a GenBank genome assembly.
AUGGCAACCGGAUACUGCUCGGCGCCACACUCGGCAGCGGACCAAGUCGCGCAGCUGCUCGCGGAGCUCGACGUCUUCGAUCAAGAAACGGCUCGCCUGAGCCGCGAAUGGGAGGCCAGUGCCAUGCUGCCACGUGGCAGCAUCGCAGGUGGAAAUUCCUAUUGGCGAACCGGCUUUGCGAAUGAGCACGUGCCGUCUCAACCGUGGGACACGUGGGAGCACCCCAGGGCGAAGCAAGAUGGGGCAACGGUAGGAAUUGACACUCUGGGGGCUUCUGCGGUUCUGCCAUCUGCUGGGAGGCUUGAGGAGCGGAAUCAGCGGAACUGGGCGGAUCGCUGUGUAUCGUGGAAAGCGGAGACCGUUCCAAGGUCCGGGGGCUUGGAGGGCUGGGAACGGGAAUGGAACAACGCGGCCCAGGAACUUGGGGAGGUUAGUGGCGAGGGUUUGGCUAACCAAAGCGAGGGUGAAAGUCUGGUGGACAAUAAGCUGAACUUGGUGGCUGACGAAGAUGGUUUGGGAAACCAAAGCGAACGAGAAAAGGUUUGUGGGCGGGGUUUGGAUAACGGAGGGGUUCCGCAAGAGGACGGACGAGAUGGAUUGGAGAAGGGGGACGCGAUCGUGCGUCCGAAGAAAGCAGCGUUCACGUUCUCAAGGACUCCAAGGUUUCCUGAAGUUUCGACGGCGUCUACAGAAUCUGCUGAGGCGGGUGGCAAGAUAGUGCUCACUGAAGCAAACCCAAACCCUAAGCAGGCGCAAACCUUGAACCCGAAACUUGCUCCGCCGUUUGCUAAAGCGCCCCCCCGGAGAACCAAUAUUGAAGAACUGGUUACGCAAUCGAUGCCCACUACGGAUAUGGUUUACGAGCCAGAGUAUAAGCUCGUGCAUAAGAGGGUCCCGGGGACGUCUUUCGGAAAACCGGUCAGCGGCCGGGGGAAGAAACGGCGGGGCUGCGGUACUGAUUCUAAUGACGGCGUUCGGCAGGCCGCUGAGCGCAGCGUUUUGGACAGCCUUUGUCGAAAGUCGGGUGCGAAUGUGGACUGUUUCGGAGAAACGCGCUUGGUCUUAUCAGAAGAAAAGAGUGAAGGAACUAACGAGAUUGGCGAGGAAAAGAGCACACUGGGGCCAGGUUUCUACGACGUAGACUUGAAACCGGUUCAGAAACGGGUCCCCGCUGUCGGGUUUGCUACCAUGGUUUCACGCGAAGAGCCGGGUAGAGCAAGGAGGACGGAGGAGGGUCAGCUGCUAACCCUGGACUUAACCCGGGCGCUGGGCGCGGUCAGCAAGCGGGUCAAGGGGGUCGUCGGGUUUGGAUCAGGGCCGCCCCGGUUUGUGGAGGAGGACGACAAAGAGAAUCAAACGAGAAUAGAGCUGGAGCCAAACUACCGCGCCCUGGAGCCACGCGUCAAGGGCGCCCUUCCAUACAAGAAGCCGGCCGGUGCGGACCGUCCGAAGCCCCUCAGUCCGGAAAACUCGCAGCUGCUGACGUCACGCUCGGCGGCUUCCAGCCUGGGAACCGCCUCCCCGAUGGAUACACCCCGAGGGGUGCUCCCGUCUCCAGACCCCACUCCCCUCUUCCCGCGUCACCCCGCAUGGAAGUUCUCCCCGCCUACGAAUCAGGGGUCUCCCGCAAAGCCGCAAACCAGACCCCUGCGACAGUUGACCCCAAAUGAAACGCUCGUACGGCCUCGGACGGAGGGAGCGCUCGAGUUCGGACGGGCUACCGGACGGGUUGGCAAGGAGGAAAGCGUGACGGUGCGACUGAGACGGGCGAAGCAACCGGGGCCGGGGCAAUACGCACUGGCUCAGGCGUGGCGGCACCUCCAACGGCACGUGCCCAGCGCCGCCUUCGGCGCGAUGGCGCGGCGGUGGGCUGACGCUUCGCUGACGUCAGCUGACGGCAUCCGGACGGCCCUGGAGGAGCUGUCCGCGGCGGUCCGACUGACGCGGCCGCGGCCGCCGGCCUGGAGUUUCGUUCCGGUGUCCGCAUCGCUCCCCGUCCGGCGCACCUGGGACGGCCGCCGCCCGCUGGACGUCCGCAUCUCGUUCGUCAAGCGCCGCACCGGGCUCGCGCUCGGCUUCGACGCCCAAACCGGCCGACGUCACGCUGACGUCACAGCGCGUGACGUGGACCGGCGGGACUACUCGGUGCACUUUGAGUUGGUCGAGGCGGCAACUAGGGUGGCGGACUUUGGGCACGGAAGCGAGCGGAGGCUCGGGGGUGACGUCAGCGAGGGGGACGGGUAUGGAAUGGAAUUGGACGUUGAUGGAGGCUUAGAAGCGACGAGAUGGAGGCCGCCUCAAAUGGUUCCAAUUGACAGACAAACCGGACGCCCGCAAAGUGCGGACGGUCCGAACCGGCGGACCAGAUUCUUGGAUCCGGACGCAGACCUGCCGUUGAAACCACACGUGCCCACAGUACACAUGAGCGCACAUCCGAACCGUUGGAUCGACGACCACGGCUCAUCGGACGGUCCAGAUGUGGGCGCGUAUGACAUGGGCCGACCGAUCGGAUUGGAUGCGACAACUGUCGAUUUUGCAUUGGCUAAAGGGAGGGAGUUAGCAAAGCGUGUUAGGAAACGGUUAGAGGGCGACCGGUUGCUUCUAGAUGUUGAUGCCGGGUGGGACGCGGUUAAGCCCUCAGCACCCUCGGUUAUCAUUAACCCAGUUCCAUCGGAGGGGCUGCACCGGGAGCUUCCCGGUCCGGAAGUGGGUUACUACGAGCCUAACCUGACCCUAACCAAGCGGCGGCCAUUGGACGGCGUCGACAUGAGCCGCAUGCAGGCGCGAAACCGGAUUACGGAGACCGGUUUACCGGACGGGGAGCGGUUAGCGGCCGGGUUAGGCGAGUACCCUCUCUCGGACGAGGCCGUCAGGGCAACGGUCAGGGUUCCAGGGUUUGAGAGAUAUAGGGGACACGUGGCAAAUGGUCCGAGAAACGCGUGGGAUGACCAACCGGAGUUGGCAGUAUCGGACGGGCUAGUGCGUCCGCAUCAUUGGACGCUGUCCGACAUGGACAAAAUGGUCGGGCGGCGGGAGGAGCAGCGCGAGCGGUUUACGGACCUCGACUACGAUACGAACAAUGCCGCAUUCCGGCCCGCCGUUCCGUCCGUCCGCCUGGCCGCACAAACGGGCCACGAGACCGUAACGCAACCGACCGGAGCUGGAGACCUCGAUGCCGGCUGUUACGACGUAACUAGAGUUGGGGAAAGAAGAGCGCCGGCGGUGGACUUUGUUUCAGGCCCGACUCGCGCAAUACUGGAUCCAUACGAGCCGUCGAUGGAAGGCGACCAGCUCAUCCUGGCCGUCCACGCCGCCGAGCCGGGCGACGCGGCGCGGCGGCGCGCGGCCGCGGCUGCGGACUUCGGACGCGCGUCGGACCGCUGGCUCCCCGGAGAAGUGGCGCUUUUGGACCGGGCGGAACUGGGGAACAAUCUGCUGCUGCGACCGGAACUCGGACCGGUUAGAAGAAGGGCGCCGGAGGUGGACUUCAGCCGAGACCGACCGAGAUGGGAGUGGGCUGACGCACGCGCUGACGCGAUUGAGCUGUAUGGCGAGGGCCACUUCAUGGAGCACCACCUGGACGACGCGCCCAUGCGCGCGCGCACACCCGGGUUCGACUUCGGAAGAGUGGAAGGGAGGUCCGCUCUCGAAGCCCGCGAAGAGAAGCGCGUCCUCCGGGCGAUGCCCCGGGGUCAGCCCAUUGAGCAAGAGCGCCUGCUUGAAGGACUGAAGCUCACCCGGUACAAUCCCCCGAGGACCAACUUCGGCCAGCCGCCUUUGCCACCGAUCCAGGAGAGCCUCGGCCGGGGGGAGGCGGCGGAACGGGCGUUCUUCAACCGUCUCACAAAAGAAACGAGGUUGAACGCAAUGAUGGACAGACUGAAGGGGGGAGCCGAUAACUUGGGCAAGCCCAAACGGAAGAUACGGGUCAGCGGCGCCGUGGCAGUUGACUUGGAGGCUGUGCGGGAGGGGCGCGGGUGGGGCCGGAAACGGAAUGAAAGAGGAGCCGGAAAUUUGCGGUCAAUGGUGGCUUGA